Molecule: messenger RNA, 1274 nt
Organism: Pseudomassariella vexata
Lineage: Eukaryota; Fungi; Ascomycota; Sordariomycetes; Amphisphaeriales; Pseudomassariaceae
Product: Emopamil binding protein-domain-containing protein
Exons: 5
Coding region: 142-957 (271 amino acids)
Biological process (GO): sterol biosynthetic process
Cellular component (GO): membrane; endoplasmic reticulum
Molecular function (GO): steroid Delta-isomerase activity; cholestenol delta-isomerase activity; C-8 sterol isomerase activity
Source: RefSeq, a predicted model, not a curated record
GCGCAAUGAUCGUCCAGCAAAAAGUCAGCAAACCAACUCUGGCCACCAACUGUUUCCAGACCUAGUAAACGGUGCCAAACCCCGAUACUUGAAUCUGUCUUCAGGUGUGAAACUGGGUCAUAAGUCUAUUAUACCCGUCUGAUGGACGUAAGCUCGAGGCCUGUGUGGACAUGGUGGCGAGCCGGCCAAGAACCGGACACACCACCCAUCAUGAAGCAAGCGCAGACCUUCUCAUCGAUUCACCCCUAUUACCCCCUAGGGGUGACCAUCCCGGACUAUGCGUCGAAUUCGCUUCCAGUGCUGGUACUUAUUGCAGGUCUCGGUUCUAUGCUGGGUGGCGUUCUUCUUGGUACCAGCACGCUAGCUUUGAGAUUCCAUCCAAAGUUGACGAAAAGCAGCUUGGCUGUGUUCUGCUGGUUCGUCCUCUGCGGUUCGCUUCACGUCUUCUUUGAAGGGUACUUCGUCCUCAACCACACAUCCGUCGCAUCUUCGCAGCAUCUCUUCGCGCAACUAUGGAAGGAGUAUGCACUUUCGGAUUCCCGGUACCUCACAUCCGAUCCUUUCAUGUUGAGUGUUGAGAGCAUCACUGUCUUCGUCUGGGGUCCUCUGUGCUUUGCAUGCGCUGUCUGCAUAGUCACGGACAGUUACCUACGACACCCGCUACAGAUCAUCAUGUGCAUCGGGCACCUGUACGGUGUUGCCUUGUACUACGCAACCAGCCUGAUUGAGACGCACUUCUCGGGCAGGUCACACAGUCGACCUGAGUUUCUAUAUUUCUGGGUAUACUACGUCGGCCUCAAUCUCCCCUGGGCCAUCAUACCGACAAUCUUGCUGGGAGGCAGCAUUAGGACGAUUGCAAGGAAACUGAAAAUCCUAAACACCAUCAAGGUCGGACUUCAGGGGUUUCAAGCGCGGCAAGGGCCUGAGGUGGUGAAGGAGUCUAGGAAGGCGCGGUGAGAUGGCCAGUUCGGGUAACGCCGGUCUCGGUUCCGAAGGGCAAAGACGAAUAACUAAACCUGUCAGAAUCUCGUCACAUACCUCUACGUCAGGAAGGCUACAUAAUCGAGAGAAUCUCAAAAUCUGGGUCCAAGAGCCUAUCAUGAUUCAACUGCCAACCACGAGACAUUGAAGACACGUUGCUUCUAUUUACUUUGUCGUGGAAUCAACGAGGAAUCAACGAGCCAUGGGUUGUUUAGUUCGCACUUCCUUCUAAGAGAAAGGCCAUGACCCUGUAGUACUGAUUGCCCUAGCGUGCUUAGCAACCCUGGUAGCUA